ACUGCUUUAACUUUAUAUCCUUCAGAUAUUUGGAUUUGAGCUGCACUUUGGAAUUCAUCUGUACCUAAAAUGCCAGUGGCCAUUGGAGGACCAGUUGGAUACACCCCCCCAGAUGGAGGCUGGGGGUGGGCAGUGGUAGUUGGAGCUUUCAUUUCUAUUGGCUUCUCUUAUGCAUUUCCCAAAUCCAUUACUGUCUUCUUUAAAGAAAUUGAAGGCAUAUUCAAUGCUACCACCAGUGAAGUGUCAUGGAUAUCCUCCAUCAUGUUGGCUGUCAUGUAUGGUGGAGGUCCUAUCAGCAGUAUCCUGGUGAAUAAAUAUGGCAGUCGCCCAGUCAUGAUCGCUGGGGGCUGCUUAUCAGGCUGUGGCUUGAUUGCAGCUUCUUUCUGUAGGACGGUACAGGAACUUUACUUGUGUAUUGGAGUCAUUGGAGGUCUUGGGCUUGCCUUCAACUUGAAUCCGGCUCUGACCAUGAUUGGCAAGUACUUCUACAAGAAGCGACCGUUGGCCAAUGGACUGGCCAUGGCAGGCAGCCCUGUGUUCCUCUCUACCCUGGCCCCCAUCAAUCAGGCUUUCUUCACCAUCUUUGGCUGGAGAGGAAGCUUCCUAAUUCUUGGAGGCCUCCUCCUAAACUGCUGUGUGGCUGGAUCCCUGAUGCGACCAAUAGGGCCCAAGCCAGCCACAACAGGGAAAGUUAAUGCUAAAGAAUCCCUUCAAGAAGCUGGAAAAUCUGAUGGAAAAAAAGAUGCAGGUGAUGCGAAUACAGAUCUUAUUGAAGGAAACCCCAAACAGGAAAAGCUGUCGUUCUUCCAAAAAAUUAAUAAAUUCCUGGACUUGUCCCUGUUUGCCCACAGAGGCUUUCUGUUGUACCUCUCUGGAAAUGUGGUCAUGUUUUUUGGACUCUUCACACCUUUGGUCUUUCUUAGUAAUUACGGCAAGAGCCAACAUUAUUCUAGUGAGAAGUCUGCCUUCCUCCUUUCCAUUCUAGCUUUUGUUGACAUGGUAGCCCGACCUUCCAUGGGACUUGUGGCUAACACAAAGUGGAUAAGACCUCGCGUCCAGUAUUUCUUUGCUGCUUCUGUUAUUGCAAAUGGAGUGUGUCAUUUGCUAGCACCUUUAUCCACCACUUAUGUGGGCUUCUGUAUCUAUGCCGGAUUCUUCGGAUUUGCCUUCGGGUGGCUCAGUUCCGUCUUAUUCGAGACCCUGAUGGAUCUUGUUGGACCCCAGAGGUUCUCCAGUGCUGUUGGAUUGGUAACCAUUGUGGAAUGCUGUCCUGUCCUCCUGGGGCCACCAAUGUUAGGUCGUCUCAAUGAUAUAUAUGGAAACUACAAAUACACAUACUGGGCAUGUGGUGUAAUCCUGAUUGUUGCAGGGGUCUAUCUCUUCAUUGGUAUGGGCAUCAAUUACCGACUGCUGGCUAAAGAAGAAAAAGCAGAGAAGCAGAAAAACGAAGGAAAAGAGGCGGAGACCAGUAUAGAUUUUGAUGAGAAGUCAAAAGAAGUAACUAAAGCUGCAGCAUCUCCAGAGCAGAAAGGCACAGCAGACCCCAAAGAAGAAGAGAGUCCGGUCUGAACCCAUGGGGCUGAAGGGUGAAUGGAACAGGUCGUGACCCAAGUCUUCUGAAAACACUCGACUCGCCUGUAGUCUACCAGUGGUGCUCAACGCAGACUGUGGACAUUUACGUGGAAAACAUACCUGGUGUUCACUGAUGGGAUUUCUGUCACUCCUUACCAGUAGUCUGAAUUUAAAACACCACACUCUUUGGGGAAGGAGUGGUGGGCAAAAGAUGUGGGUAAGAAGCAGGGUUGUUUUGUUUUGUUUUAAUAUUAGUUUUUAACAGUGUCAUGAAGAUUAUAUUCUGUGCCUUAAGUUUUAGUCUUAAGAACUCCUUAGAGAGCCUUAACUUUUAAAACUAUUUUGCUGAAUUCUCUGUUUUAAGUGUCACAUUAAAAGGAAAAUAACAACUAACUUAUUUGAGACAACUCUAGAAUUUAAUCUUGCUUCAUUGUUACUUGUAAGGUAUUGUCAAACAUUGUUACUGAAACAUUAAUGAGUAGAAAUUCUGGUUAAAAGUUGAAGGUUUUCUGGUUUCCAGUACCAGGGAUUGAAUGCAGGGCCUUUGCACUGAGCUAUAUCCCUAACCCUUUUUAACUUUUUGUUUUGUUUUGAGACUUGAUCUUGCUAAGUCACUAAGUAGCCUUGGUUGGGAGUGAACUUGUGAGGGGUUUUAUAAAGUGCUAAAAUAUUUUUCUCGCAUCAGUAGCUGCCUGGCGUAUGUGCCUAAUAGCUGUAUAUUUAGAUUUAAAGCAUAAAACUUGGGAAAUGUCUUGGCUAUUCCAGCCACAGUGUUUGUCAACAUUUCUUGGUUACUUUUUCUGCAGUACUUACUGGAAGCCAAGUAUUUGAGCAUUGUUUUCUCUAAUUUACUACUUUUGCUCCCCUGUUCAAAAGAUAUUUUGAGUGGAUCUAGAUCAUUACCCACUUUGAAUCUGUUGGAAUUAUUUCUCUCACUGCAAAAGCUAGUAUUAAAGACUAAGAAAUUAUAUAUUCAUGACUCCUUAGUAAAUGUAACACAUCUAGUUAAAUAUAGACAGCUGAAUUCAGCUUAUUUUUUUCAGAAUCUUAAUUAUGCUAUGAGACUAUUGGAAUGUUUGUGUCUGUGUGUUUGUGGUUUUGUUUUUUUUUGGGGGGGGGUUGGUGGUGUUGGGCCUCAGGCAUGAUAAGCAGACCCACCAACCCCCUGGGAAUCUUUUUGUUCUUUUUCCUGGAAUUUUUCACCUUCGAUUUUGAUAGUUUCAUUUAUAUUUGCUUACAGCUGUAUGUAAGAUGUUAAGUAUAGAUAAAAUGUGUUUGUAUGUGGUGUUUUGGGGUAUUUUUUACAUUUUUUUUUUUCAGUGUUUGCAAAUUCAAGUGUGCCAAAAUUAUGUGGCUCUAGGCAAACCAAUAAAGAUAAGACUGGGAAGAGAUGUUGUAAAGUAUGCAUAGUUUCAGUAAUUCCUUUUUAUUUUCUGAGAAGGCUUAAAAAGAAAAUUAUGUUAGAGCUGGGCGUGGUGUGCAUGCC
Fukomys damarensis (Damara mole-rat) is the source of this 3058-nucleotide messenger RNA. RefSeq names its product solute carrier family 16 member 1 (gene Slc16a1). The record is from RefSeq and is a predicted model, not a curated record. The transcript is spliced from 4 exons. Bases 70 to 1569 code for a protein of 499 amino acids. Lineage: Eukaryota; Metazoa; Chordata; Mammalia; Rodentia; Bathyergidae. Gene Ontology annotation, biological process: monocarboxylic acid transport; transmembrane transport. Gene Ontology annotation, molecular function: monocarboxylic acid transmembrane transporter activity. Gene Ontology annotation, cellular component: membrane.